AUGACUCCGAAUCCAGGAGGCACGAACAUGGCGACGAGGACUUUCUCAGAAGAGGUCACAUGGGUCAACAAAACCCCAACCAAUUUUCGAGACCGUACCCGCCGCGAAGUAUACACCAUCAAUUCCCACAUCAAUGGCAGCUACGCCCGGUGGAAGCGCAAAGAGAGCUCGAGACGUCUACGUUCCGAACUGGUCCCCCUUCCACGAUGUGCUGGCGAGCCAAUAGACGAAGACAAGCGGAUUUCUAACGAGCUCGCCCCUGCCCGCCAUGUGGUCCAUGAGCGGCCUCUACCCGCCGCAUCACAGCCAGUGUCUUCAACGAACACAGAUAGUCAACAUCGAAUCGAUACGGUUCAGAUUAGAAACGCACACUCGGUACUUCGUCGAGGCAAUUCUGACCCUUUCAAUAGCACUGUGGUACCACUCACCGCGCUCAACGCUCACUGCCACAGGCUUGCGCGCGAUUUUCAGGUCGGGAGUAUCUGGGGUGAUGAGGUGGCCCAUGAGGAGUUGAAGGAGGCAACCCUUAAUUGGUGGCUUGCAGACGGCAUCGGUACCACGCAUGCAGUGGCCAUGCAUGGCCUUCUUGCAUGGGCCUACACAUCUCGACUAAGCAUUCAAGCGUACCCACCCCAGCAAAUCGCCAUCAAUGCGCUUGAAUACAAAACCCUGACCAUUCAGGAACUCCAGAAGCUUGUCACGAAUCUCACAUCUUUCGAGCAGCAGUGUGCUGCCUGGGAAGCCAUGCUGUGCCUAGCUGCGAUUGAAUGGUCCGCAGGCAAUGCCGAGGCGGUCAUGCUGCAUAUGAGAUCGGCUCACGCCCUUCAGACACUGAUGGGUGGUUUCGAUGUUCUCCCUGACCCCAAAAGAGAGUCGGCCAUGUGGAUGUUUGUCAGUGUGUGCUUCCACUUUGCGACCAGACCACUGGUUCGACCAGAAGAUUUUGACCCCGGUCCACUGUCUGCUCAGAGACAUCUCAACGCUCCCGCUAUUCGCCAAAUAGAGCAGAGUGCUCGCCAAGCUUCGCACGGACGGUCUACCGGCACAGUGUUCUCGAAAUUAGCAGGUAGCCGUUUGGUGACACUUUGGGAAGCCAUGGAUGAAGCCCUUCCAGCGGUCGAAGUGGUCAGGAAAAACAAAACUCUUCGAAAGGACGUUCUAGGACGGCUGAGCAGAUGGCUUUUCCGUCGCAAGCUUGCCACAAGGGCUCAUCUGGACCAUCUCUGGCAUGAUACGAAGUCUCGCUACGACGAAGCUAGCCGUGAGCAUCAGAUGACCAAAGACGACAAUUUCUCCUCCAAGAGACACAUCUGCAUGUGGCAACUUUGCAUAUGUAUGGCGUCUAGGAUCUUCGAUGGCCUUAUGUUCGAGAAGCUGCAUCCUGGUGAAGACGCAACCGCUCACUGGACUCCCUACGGUAAGUCGCAUCCGGCCAAGAGAACGAUCAAAGCGCAGGAAUCAAAAUUCACCCGCUACCUCGUUCACUUGACGUUUCUAGAAGCAGAAGAAGCAGAAUAUGCCAGAAAAUCGAACCACCGAGCCCGGCAUGCCCGACACCGGCUUGAGCUUGUACUGCUCUGGCUGUAUUUCAUGGGCACCGCAGUUGAGCACCUGAUCUUCCACAGCACACACGGUGACGCAAGCAGUCCCUCCUCGGGCGCAAAGUCACGACCCUCGUGCAUCAUGCGCUUCCAAGCGCUCUACAGUAGGACGAGCCAUGGUGGUAUCGACGCCCUAGCGUCCACCUUCGAGGGUGAGCUCAUCUUUGCGCCAAGCGUCAUGCGGCCUUUACUGGAUGGACUGGUACAGUCGCAGACUAUUGGCGUCGUGUGA
Molecule: messenger RNA, 1833 nt
Organism: Cyphellophora europaea CBS 101466
Lineage: Eukaryota; Fungi; Ascomycota; Eurotiomycetes; Chaetothyriales; Cyphellophoraceae
Exons: 3
Coding region: 1-1833 (610 amino acids)
Source: RefSeq, a predicted model, not a curated record